AUGGACACAACUACUUUACUAGAUUUGGCUAGUUCAUUUGAUAGAGUAAGUUUUUAAGUUUCAAUAAUUAAUACAAAACAUACUGAUCAAAACUAUUUCUCUAUGUGGUUUUUUAAUCCGAUAAAUAUGUUAUUGUUUCAGUCAACUGUUCUAUGGGCUCUGAUCGUUGGAAUAAUUUUGGCAUUUAUUCUUGGAGCUGGAAUGGGUGCAAACGAUGUUUCAAAUGCAUUUGGAACAUCGGUUGGAAGUGGAGUUGUUACUAUUAUCCAGGCAUACAUUUUGGCAUCAAUUUUUGAAACUCUUGGCUCUGUUUUAGUUGGUUGGAGUGUUACGGAUACAAUGAGAAAAGGAGUGGUGGAUAUAGACAAUUAUAAAGAUAGUCCAAAGGAAUUAUUAUUGGGACAAGUUGCAAUUUUGGGAGGUUGUGCAUCUUGGUUAAUGAUUGCGACAGCACUUCAUAUGCCAGUUAGUACAACACAUUCUCUUGUGGGUGCAACAAUUGGUUUUUCUGUUGUUCUUCGUGGAUUCGAAGGCAUUCGAUGGUGGGCAAUUGCAAAAAUUGUUGCUUCCUGGUUUGUUUCUCCUGUAUUAUCCGGAACAAUCUCAUCUGUUAUUUAUCUGCUUGUCGAUCAUAUUGUUUUGAGAAAUAAGAAUCCAGUGAAGCGCGGACUUUUUGUGCUCCCUUUCAUUUAUUUUAUAUGCCUUGCUUUUAAUGCAGUUAUGAUUUUUUGGGAUGGUUCUCAACUUCUUCAUUUUAAUGAACUUCCUUGGUGGGCAAUUGUUAUUAUUGCAUUAGGCGUUGGUUUCAUUGCUGCUUUAUUUGCUCAAUUUAUUAUGAAACCAAGAAUUCGCUCGAAAAUUCAAGAUAUUCAGGAAGAAUCUAGUCCUCGGGGAUUUUCGGAUAUUGAAACACAAAGAAGUGCUUCGACAAUUUCCAAUAAAUCACUAAAAAUCGAAGAAGAUGAAAAUGCCGGGGGAUUUUUCAAUUGGCUUCUUCCAAAUCGUCAAAGAGUUGAUGACAGAUCUACAACUCAACUUUUUGCAACUAUUCAAGUUUUCACAGCAUGUUUUGCUGGAUUUGCACACGGUGCACAAGAUGUCAGUAAUGCGGUUGCACCAUUAGCAGCACUUAUAUCAAUUUAUAAAACUCAAUCAGCGGAACAAAAUGAAGCCGUAAGUUAGAUAAGCGAAUCAGAAAGAAUUAUUUAUUUUUGAAGGUUCCUAUUUAUGUUCUUCUCUACGGAGUUUUGGCAAUUUGUGUUGGUUUAUGGUCUUUGGGACAUUAUGUCAUCAAAACUGUUGGUCAAAAAAUGUCUGAAAUUAAUCCAGCAAGUGGAUUUUGUAUUGAAUUUGGUGCAGCAAUGACAGCCUUAAUAGCAAGUAAAGUUGGUCUACCAAUUAGUACAACGCAUUGUUUGGUUGGAAGUGUUGUUGCAGUUGGUUGUAUUCGAUCAGGAGAAGGUGUAAAAUGGGGAAUUUUCCGAAAUAUUGUUAUAUCAUGGUUGGUAACAGUUCCAGUUGCUGGUCUUAUAUCUGCUGCAAUUAUGCAAAUUAUAAAGUGGACAGCACUUUAG
Caenorhabditis angaria is the source of this 1574-nucleotide messenger RNA. NCBI's taxonomy places the organism in Eukaryota, Metazoa, Nematoda, Chromadorea, Rhabditida, Rhabditidae. The record is from the annotation of a GenBank genome assembly.